Messenger RNA from Sugiyamaella lignohabitans, 2082 nucleotides. RefSeq names its product FG-nucleoporin NSP1 (gene NSP1). The record is from RefSeq and is a predicted model, not a curated record. The transcript has 2 exons. Gene Ontology annotation, biological process: protein import into nucleus; RNA export from nucleus. Gene Ontology annotation, molecular function: phospholipid binding; structural constituent of nuclear pore. Gene Ontology annotation, cellular component: nuclear pore central transport channel; nuclear pore. NCBI's taxonomy places the organism in Eukaryota, Fungi, Ascomycota, Dipodascomycetes, Dipodascales, Trichomonascaceae. Bases 1 to 2082 code for a protein of 693 amino acids.
AUGUUGCGCCAGACUCCCUUCGCAUUUGGGUCUUCGACCACACCAGCAGGCAAUCCAAGUGGAGGAAAUGCCUUCAGUUUUGGCAAUGCAUCUAAUAACACUGCCUCUGGCACAACUGCUUCGACUGGAACUGGUCUUUUUGGUACCAAUACUACCGGAACUGGCCUGUUUGGUAGCAAACCAGCUGCAACGACUACUGCACCUUCUGGUACUGGUUUGUUUGGUGCUACAGCUGGAAGUACUAACAGUGGUACUGGUUCUACAGGAUUAUUUGGCGGUGCAUCGACUGGAACUGCUGCCAAGCCACUUUUUGGAGCUGCUACUUCUACAACCCCAGCUACAUCUGGAACUGGUUUGUUUGGUGCUUCGACUAAUAAUAAUGCCAGUUCGACUCCAGCUUCGGGAACUCCCUCGUUGUUUGGCAGCUCGACAACUGGUACUAGUAAUGCCAGUAAGCCUCUUUUUGGCUCUGUAGCCACAUCAACAACAAGUUCAGAAGCAUCUAAACCAUUAUUUGGAGCUGCAACUGCCACUUCCCAACCAGCUCCUUCAUUGUUUGGUGGUGCUGCUAGUUCAACCACCACAAAUACUACUAGUAGUGGCCUUACUAAACCACUAUUUGGAACUGCUGCUAGUACUGGCACAUCUACUGAACCUGCUAAGCCAUUAUUUGGAGCUGCUACAACCACCUCUGCCACUACAGAGCCAGCUAAGCCAUUGUUCGGAGCUGCCACUACUUCGACCUCCUCGAGCCAACCAGCCAAGCCAUUGUUCGGAGCUGCCACUACUUCGACCUCCUCGAGCCAACCAGCCAAGCCAUUGUUUGGUGCUGCUGCCACUGGUACCUCAAGUGAACCAGCCAAACCAUUGUUUGGUGCUGCGACCACUGGAACUAGUAGUGAGCCUGCCAAGCCCUUAUUUGGUGCUGCUGCCACUGGCGCAUCAACCGAGCCAGCUAAGCCAUUAUUUGGUGCUGCUGCUAGCACUGCCACAACUUCUGCUGAGCCUGCCAAACCUCUCUUUGGAGCUGCUAGUACCAGUACUAGCACACCUCUGUUUGGAGCCAAACCUGCUACCUCAGAACCAGCAAAGCCCUUAUUUGGUGCUGCCACCACUAAUACUGCUACCUCAUCCAAACCUGCUGAAACUGCUAAACCAUUGUUUGGUGCUGCUACUACUACCAGCACAAGUACUACCGAGCCUGCUAAGCCUUUGUUCGGUGCUCCUGCAGCUACUUCAAGCUCGACUACCAAUACAACUUCAUCCGAACCAGCUAAACCACUAUUUGGAGGUGCUACUUCAACCGCCAAAACUACAGAGCCAGCCAAGCCAUUAUUUGGAGCUGCUCCUACUACUACCUCAACUACUACUGCCACAACAUCUGCUCCUACCACAUCAGGCACUAAAGCUGCUUCUGCAUCAUCUACUACUGCUCCGGCUACUAAACCAGAAGAGAUUGCUCCUUCCCUUUACCUUAAAAACAAGUCCUUUGAAGAUAUAAUUGCCAAGUGGACAAGUACUUUAGCACAAAACACUGCGGACUUUCAAUCACAGGCAAUUUCAAUUGCCGGUUGGGACCGUGUCUUAGUUGAGAAUGGAGAAAGAAUUUCAGAGGUGUUUUCGGAAGUAGUUUUGGCAGAACAGAACCAAGGUAAGGUUGAUCAGAUGCUUCAAUACAUUUCAAGACAGCAAGAUGACCUAGAGACUCUUUUGGAGGGUUAUGAGAAGCAAGCCUCGCACUUCUUGUCGGAUAUGGCUGGUCCUGAAGGAAUGCAACCUGUUGAUCAGGAAAGAGAGAAAGCUUAUCGUGUAGCAGAAGACCUUAAUGAAAAGCUCGAGAGCAUGGAUAGCAAUUUGGCCAGUGUCAUUGAAGAAAUCAACAAGGUUUCAAGCGACCUUACCCGUGCCAAGGAUGACGAUGCUCUCACCCAAAUUGUCAAGAUUCUCAAUUCACACUUGUCCAGUUUACGAUGGAUCGAUUCCAAUACAUCGCUUCUGCAAGAAAAGCUAGACAAGAUCCAUACUCUCGAAUCGCAAACCCGAGACCAUCUUAAUGAGAGCCAACGUUUUGGCGCUUACUAG